UAAUAAUGUAAAAAGAAUCAUGGAGGAUAACAGUAGUGGGGGCACUGAAUUUAACUAUAACUACAAGUUAAUCACGGUUAACUUAUCGAAAAACUGGCCCUAAAUCCGGAGGUUCCAUAAGCAACAGUGGCAGUUUAGUAAAUUCUUUUCCGUCAAAUACCUACACGGAAAGUUCGAUUUUAUUCCUCAAAUUAUGGGAAGGAAGUGGCCUAUUCUAUCCUUCAGAUUUCUGCUGACAUAACCCACAUUGCCCCCAUCAUGUAUGAAGAAAAAUCGAACUUUUCCGUGUGGUGAUGACAGGAAGAACAAUACGCAUAGAGGAAGGGAAACAGAACAUUCAAACGCGCGUGUUUACCACCCUCGGGUUGGCAAUUGACACGCGGUACAAAAAAAUGGUGCCAGGACCAAGUGAACACGGCAUCCAAGCCGAUGUUAUUUUUGUAAUUGAGGGAACAGCAGUGAAUGGAGCAUAUUUAAAUGAUUUAAAAUCAAAUUACUUGAUACCGACUUUGGAGUAUUUCAGCCAGGGAAAUAUAGAAGACCGAGACUAUGUCGCAGAGAGCAAUACAGCAUUGUACGGAAUUGUUGUUUAUCACGCAGCAGAUUGUCUUCCAGCGCCAACAACUGCCACUCUAGGACCAUUUUCAAAUCCCCACAAAUUGUUAUUGACAUUGGAGCGCCUGGAGAUGAUCGGGGGUAGGGGUGAAUCGCAUGCUAACAUUGGAGAAGGUCUAGCAACAGCUCUACUCUGCUUUGAGGAUCUGCAGAUGAUACGUGAACCAUCAACAAAUUCCCAAAAGCACUGCAUUCUCAUUUGCAAUUCACCACCUUAUCAAACAGCCGUUCAAGAGUCCUCCAAAUUCGUUGGACACACUGUCGAAAAUUUAGCAGGCCUAUUUCAGGAAAGGAAUAUCGUUCUCUCAAUACUGUCACCCCGCAAAAUUCCAGCUCUGCUCAGGCUCUUUGAGAAGGCAGGUGGUGACCUUCAAACAUCACAAACCAAGAACUACGCCAAAGAUCCUCGUCACUUGGUACUGCUUCGGAAUUACCACCUGAAGGAGCGUCCAGUGAGUCCACCGACGAUUGUGGGACAGUCGAUACAUCAAACGAGUUCCACUGGUGCCCAGAUACCCCUGAGUCCACUGCAGAAUCAUGAGAGUCCCAUUGUGAAUCAGGGGUAUCAGACUGUAUCCCAAUCAUCGCAGUCCCACACUCCUAUGAAUCCUUCAGGGGUCUUCAGGAAUCCAACACCUGGGAGUAUCAAUCAUCAGUCUGGUGCGGCUGCUGUUGGUGCAAUUAAUGUUGGAGAGAUGAACCCAGGACGUCCUGGAUUCAAUCCACAGAUACCUGGCCCUCCGAAUUAUCAUGCUGCAGCAACACGAGCUGCACAGUCCAGGUGGAAGGCACCGUUCAUAAAUGCUGAAGGUGUGCAGAAUAAUCAGGGGAGUGCACUGAUUGCUCAACUGUCACAGCCGCCAUCCUCCUUCGGUCUCAAUGUUCAAUUCAAUCAGAGAAUGGAAGCUAAUGGGGGAUCAGUUAUGAGUAGUAAUUGUCCUCAGCAGCAACAAACGAGUCAGAACCCGUCCUCGCUUUGUCAGCGAAAUCAGGCCCAAGGACAGGCCCAGUCCCAGGGUCAAUCACUGCAGCCUCAGUCGCAAACCCUGUAUUCGUCGGUGACACCCACUCAGCAUCAAGAACAGGUUGGCCUCCAGACAAUGCAAAUCGCUUCUUCAACACAACAAAAUCACUCUGUCAUCUCCGGUGCUGAUGGUGAGGUGCAACAAGGUGCUCCUACCUCACACCCAUCACUUCGGCUAUCCGGAAAUGUGCAGAGCAAUAACAUUCAGCAAGUAUCACAUAUCAGCUCAUCCGGGAUCGAACGACCAAUGAUCUGGCAGGGAAUAUUGGAAUGGCUGGAGAAACCAAAAAAUCCAUCGAGCAUUCAGCAACAAACCCGACAAGUUCCAUGUCAGGUCUCAGCAACGGUUAAAGAAGGUGAACCAGAAUUAAAAGUUGAGUCUUGGCCACGUAAAUUGAUAAUGCAAUUGAUGCCGAAGCAAUUAAUUGGGAGUAUUGGUGGAGGUUAUCUAAACAAUUCAAAAUCGGUGCUCUUCCAUCCGACUCCUUGUGAGGCACUCGAUUCUCUGAUGAAAGUCAUGAGCACAGGAUUCGCUGGUUGCGUGCACUUUCCCUCAUCCUCGCCUCUCCAGAACUGUGACAUCAAAGUAUUAAUUCUUCUCUACACUGUGGGAAAACGUGCCUACUUGGGUUUUAUUCCAAACGACCAAAUUGCCUUCGUAGAUCGUCUGCAAAAAGUCAUCCAGCAGCAGAACACAACUCAGGCAUUGAUUCGACAGAAUCAGAUAUUUUCACAGGGAGGUUCAGGUACCCCCGGUAACAAGCUGUCAGGUACGAUACUAGGAUCAGCUCCAAUGUCUCAAGGAGGAAUUCUUAUGUCGCAAACUAAUACGAUAGCACUGGGAGGGGGACAAAUAACCCAGAACGUCGUGCCUUCUAAUAAUCAACAACAAGCAAUAACAAAUUCGGGGCCCCAGAGUCAAAUGAAUCUACAAACUGGAGGAUUGCAAUCAUCAGCAGUUGGCAGCGGUGCGAGCUCUGGAAUGAUAGUCCAACAGAGGCCAACUUUCGAGGGAAUGGAUAUUGCUAGGCAGCAGAAUCUCAUAAAGAUCCAUCAGUUAAGACAGACACUUGAGGCAGCUCAACAGCAAGAGGCUCACUACCAACAAACUCAACUUGAUAUUCAUCAAAACCUAGAUGUGACACAGCACCAGGAAAUGCAGUAUCAACAAAUGGAGGUCCAGCAAGCUCAGAAGGUUCUCAAUGUAAAUUCUGGAAUAAUCGGACAGCAAUCCAACACUCAAAGAAUGCGUUCCACGAUGACGAAUAAUCUAGGCUUGAGGCAUUUAUUACAACAGCAGCAACCCCAACAAUAUCGACAACUUCUCGGAAUGGGUACCCCCAAGGGUGAAAUUACGACGAGGCCAAUGACAACGAAUAACUCUCAUAAUCAGCAAUUCGAUGACGUCACGAAUUUUGAUUAUAUGCCAUAAAAAAUUUUAAUUAUAAC
Molecule: messenger RNA, 3088 nt
Organism: Fopius arisanus
Lineage: Eukaryota; Metazoa; Arthropoda; Insecta; Hymenoptera; Braconidae
Product: mediator of RNA polymerase II transcription subunit 25
Exons: 4
Coding region: 294-3071 (925 amino acids)
Biological process (GO): positive regulation of transcription by RNA polymerase II
Cellular component (GO): mediator complex; transcription regulator complex
Source: RefSeq, a predicted model, not a curated record